CCUGGCCCCAAUUUCCCGCCCUUGGACUCCGCGGAGGUGGAUGACAUAAGCAGCUUGGAUCGGAGUUCGAUGUGCCUGAGCUUGCCACUCUCAGAACUUGUUUUAUACCCAGUUCACGAGACCCUUUUUUUGAUCAUCAGUGACCUUAUUAGGUGUCAAGUAUAAGGGGCUGUCGAAAAUGCCAGGAUCCCAAAUUUGGAGUGCUCAGUUGUGUCGAGUGCCCGUUCGUGCAUCGAGGUGCGCAGCUCCCGCAACUCGAUACCUUUCGGCGUCAUGUCAACCAAGACAACAGAACACGGCGACUUCCUCGGCGAAGAGCCAAGGGAACCACAAGAAUGAUACCGCACCAGCAGAGGAGAAGGAAGAAGGUGCCAUGGCCCGUCGGUUGUCGCAGAUGACCGAGGAUGCCAUGCUGGAAGGUGGCCGAUCAGCGCGCCGCAACCUAGAACAGGCGGGGUUCUCGGAGGACUUGAAGAGACAACUGGAGGAACGAGUGAAAGCAGCUUCAUUCAAGAGUGAAUAUGCCGCUGCUCACUCGAUUCUGGACAUGCCGGUCAGCGCUGGCCAAGGAACACGCGAGACAGCCGCAGCUCAAGCAUGGACAGGCACAGAAAGCUUUCAAGACACAGCCCUCCGCAUGCUCGACGAUGCCAGCAAACCAAUCCGAACACCCUACAAAAUCCCCCAACCCGUGAACCUCCAACCCGCCGCCAAACCCAAGCACUCGACCGGAACCCGUCUCGCCGCCGCCAAAGAGCGCACGUCCAAAUACGCCUUGAGUCAAGACCCAGGCCUAUCCGAUGAUCAACGCGCAGCCAUGCGACGAGAAAUGAGAGAAAAAUUAAUGCCCGGCGCUCACUCCAUGCCCAUAUCCAUCCAAGGCCUAUCAUCCUUGGCGAACGAGCGAAUCGAAGACGCCAUUGCACGCGGACAAUUCGAUAAAAUCAAACGCGGCAAGGGCGUCAAUACCGAGACGGACCAUAAUGCGAAUAGUGCUUUCAUCGAUACGACGGAGUACUUUAUGAACAAGAUUAUUCAGAAACAGGAGAUUGUCCCGCCGUGGAUUGAGAAGCAACAGGAACUUGCGUCCGAGUUGAGUCGGUUUCGACAGCGGAUACGUACGGAGUGGAGGAGACAUGCUGCGAGGUUGAUUGCGAGUCAGGGUGGUUCUUUGGAGGCGCAGAUGCAGCGGGCUAGGGGGUAUGCUGCGGCCGAAGCGCGGUUAGCUCAGAGAGCGAAGGCAGAAGCUUUGCUGAGGGAUGAUAGAAGUGAUGAGUCGGUUUCUGAGAUCGCAUCGGAUGGACGGAUUGUGUCGAGGGCUGCAUCGCCAGAAGCUUCGGUCGAACAGAUUAAUGAGGAGGCGGAGGGUACUCUCCAUCUUCCGCCGCUGCGAGAUGAAAGUUAUCUCGCCAUUGAACGCUCCUAUCAUGAACUCGCUGUGAAACAACUCAACGCUAUCGCCCGUUCAUAUAAUCUACAGGCGCCACGCUCGGCUCAGAAACCAUAUGUGAAUCUUGAGCGGGAGCUCAAGUCUUGCUUUGCUGAUGUCGCCCCACAACUCGCAGAGGAGAUACGACGGCGUGCCACAGAGCGUGCACGCCCAUCGUUCCCUGUGGCUGCUCCGAGGUCGAGCGUGCUCGGCUCGCUGGGCACGGCACAGUCGGUGCAUGUCUACGAGGAAGAUAAGGAGAAUGGAUAUGGAAUGAAGGAACUCUGGAGAGAUUUGUUCUCUAAAAAGUGAUAAGAAAUAAAGAACGGCAAUAAAACAGGAGGGGUCUUAGAAAAGGUGCCAUGUGUAUGAUAUCAGUCGGGACUCCCCUCUCCUCCAGGCAACCAAGGUGAAGAUGUACUUGUAACGCGAUAAAUCGACUCUCGUUUCCAGAAGUCUUUCGUGAAAGUGAAUUCUCCAUGGUGUCUCGAGUAAUAAUGGAACACUCAAACACUCCAAAGCGGAACGUUGUGUCACUCCCCCCGUUCAAUGUCGAUGCCUUCCGAGUCCUGUGUCUUGUGAGUCGAACCCAAAUUACGGAUCUCUCUGUAUACUUCGACAAGCCAAGAAAUGUCGCGGACGCUCGACAGCACCAUUUCAAACGUUAUGAGCCCGCAAAUGCACGCACCAAUGCACCCGCAAAUGAAUCACGCCACGGUCUCGAAGUUCAGCUCCCAGAUUCCAGACACCAGAUGGGAGCACCCAUCCAGACAAGAGGUACACAUGAUGUGAGAAUUGUCAGAUAAUGAAAAAAAACCACGGAGGAAGCCCAGUGAAAGGGCUCCAAAGCCUGUAGAACAGUAGCUCAAUGCAGCCAGAUAUCCUGGCGUCAAGACUCGGGAGAAUAUCGAGAGAGAGGGAGGAGGAUUCCUGCGAUAUGACGCCAACUGCGGUGGGAUUGGGGUGGACGAUAACAAAGCGUGAAGAGGCUGUUUGGUGUAACAGAAUUGGCCUUCGCUAGAGAGGCGCAGGGCUGAUCGAGGCACAGAAUGAAGGUAGUGCAAGUGGGGACGCAAGCAGGAUUCAAGUCAAAUUGAAGGGCGAGUCCUCUUCACCCUUCAAGAAGAGUUUGGAGUGACUCCGAUACUAUGCAGACGAGAUGGCCUUGACUCUUUCUCUCUUCAGGUAUGGAUGACGCGCAAAACGAGCUCGUCUGUAUCUCAAUAAAAGGAAGACACUGAGAACGACUGCUGGUAGGAGCAAGAGAGUUGUCCAGAGAAGUGAGGUUCCGUAUGUUGCCAACGGCCUCGCAAUGGAGCCCGAACGACACUCAAGGUUACUGCACUGAACUGUGUCGAGGUCUCGUCUCAAAGGAAUAAUGAACUGAUGCCAGGGAAUCUUGGGCCAGUUGCCGGGUGGCCAGCCAGCCUGACCAAUGUCGGAAUCACCAAAGGGCAGUCUGGAGAUUAACUCGACGUCCCCUACCCAAAUUUCGUUGAUGGCGUUUCCUUGUUCGUAGAAAUUUCCUGACUUGACCCCUUUGACAACGGAGACGUUGUGGCCCAUGACUGAUGGGGAGAAAAUGAGAUGCAACGGGUCAUGGCAGAAGGAAAGAAGAAGAGCGAGGAAGAGGAGGAGGAUGGAGAAAUGUGGGCAUUCCCAACGCAAAAAGCAGGAAGGCGCGCCGUGUGAAGAAGGAGCGAU
Molecule: messenger RNA, 3133 nt
Organism: Penicillium brasilianum
Lineage: Eukaryota; Fungi; Ascomycota; Eurotiomycetes; Eurotiales; Aspergillaceae
Source: the annotation of a GenBank genome assembly